AUGAUUAACAUACAAAGAAAUACGUCAAACAAUAAUCCCGUAAAUCCCGGUAGAAUGAUAAUUGUUGCACGUAAUAAUCUUCUUCAACAAAUCGAUAGUAAUAGAAAUAGAGUCUUCCCCCUUCACAUUCAAAAUCCAACUAGAUUCGUUACAAUUCUAAAUAAUAAUACGAAUCGACGUGCAAGACGUUACUAUACAGGCUUUGAUUUAUUUUGUGUCGUUGUUGGAGAAGAGGCUAGAAAUCUUAACGAGACGAAUCAGAUUGUAAUUAGACUUGUUGCUAAUGCAUUAUGGAGGAGUAGUGACGUGAAUGAUAAAAGUCGUUAUUGCAUCCUUGCUCGUAUGAUUAAUAAUUGA
This is a messenger RNA of Funneliformis geosporum, 357 nucleotides long. The record is from the annotation of a GenBank genome assembly. NCBI's taxonomy places the organism in Eukaryota, Fungi, Glomeromycota, Glomeromycetes, Glomerales, Glomeraceae.